Messenger RNA from Lethenteron reissneri (Far Eastern brook lamprey), 5720 nucleotides. RefSeq names its product MFS-type transporter SLC18B1-like. The record is from RefSeq and is a predicted model, not a curated record. NCBI's taxonomy places the organism in Eukaryota, Metazoa, Chordata, Hyperoartia, Petromyzontiformes, Petromyzontidae. Gene Ontology annotation, biological process: transmembrane transport. Gene Ontology annotation, molecular function: transmembrane transporter activity.
GCCUGGAACAGCACGUGGAGUGGUAACCGCGGGGUGAGCCUCCGAUGCGCCGGUGAACCGACCCGCCUCUGCCCCCUUCUUUACUCCAGAGACCCGCGCCUAGGCCACCCGCGCCACGGCGUCAACGUGUGGUGGGACUCCGAGUGCGAGGGCAGUGACUUUGCACCUUGGAAGUAGCCAACCCCAAGCUGGGAUUAUCCACUCCACUCCUCGUCUGAGGGCCGUGCCACUUGAAGGUUCUCUCCGCCGGUGGGCUCGGCGGACCGCGCGGGAGGGAGCGACGCCAGCGCCACGCACGACGAGAGACGCUGAACCUUAUCCAGUGCUCCAAAGGUCACAUCGUACGUGAAACAGUGGCGGUGGUGGUGCUUUCUUUAAAGAAGGGCCGAUGGAGGAGGGACUCGGAGGCGAGCCGGAAUCGGACUCCAACGCCUCGCGAGACCUCGCCUCAAACGGCGAGGACCGAGGAGCGACGUCGGGCACCCGCGACCCAGCCCGGCUGGAGGAGGAGGAGGAGGAGGAGUCGAACCCCCUGGAUGUCGUCGGUUCGCCGAGUGGCGGUGUGGAGCCCGAUGGCCAGGGCAGCGGCUUCACCAGGAAGGAGUACUUGACGAUGUUGUCCGUGGCCAGCAUCAACUUUAGCUCCAUGAUCUGCUACGCGGUGCUGGCUCCGUUCUUCCCUAAGGAGGCCGCCAAGAAGGGAGCCAGCGACUCGAUCGUGGGCCUCAUAUUCGGCUCGUUCGCGCUCAUGAACCUCCUGUCGUCGCCACUGUUUGGCAAAUACAUCGUCCACAUCGGAUCCAAGUUCAUGUUUCUGUCGGGGAUGCUCGUGUCGGGGACCUGCACGAUCCUGUUUGGACUCCUGGACGAAGCCCCCAGCGGGAGUGUCUACAUCGCCAUGUGCUUCGUCGUGCGCUGCAUGGACGCGCUGGGCUGUGCCGCCUCCACCACAGCGUCCUUCACCAUCCUGGCCGGCACCUUCCCUAACAACAUCGCCACCGUCAUGGGCUUCCUGGAGAUCUUCACGGGCCUGGGCCUGGUUCUCGGUCCCCCCGUGGGCGGCUUCCUGUACGAGCUGUGGGGCUUCAAGUUGCCGUUCCUCGUCAUCGGCACCUUUGUGCUGCUCAUGAUCCCCAUCAACCUCGCCAUCCUGCCGCCGCAAGAUUCGGUGCCGAGCAAUGGCUCGUUUGUGCGGCUCGUGAUGCUGCCGCCCAUCGUCGUCGUCUCGCUGCUCAUCUGCUCCUUGGGCAGCUCGCUCGGAUUCUUCGACCCCACCUUCUCCCUCUUCCUCUCCGAGCAGUUUGACCUGAAGCCCGGGAAGAUCGGCCUGGUGUUCGCGGGGCUCUGCAUCACCUACGCGCUGAGUUCCCCUUUCAUUGGAUACAUCAGUGACAAAAAACCGCAUCUGAGGCGCCGCAUCAUGGCGAUCGGGGCCUUCGUGUCCGGCAUCUGUUUCUGCAUGCUGGGCCCUGUGCCGUUCCUGCACAUCCCCACGCAGUUGUGGCUGCUCGUCGUGGUGCUCUUCGUGCUUGGAGUCUCCAUCGGCACGGCCAUCGUCCCCACCUUCUCUGAAAUUCUCUCCAUGGCCUAUGAGAAUGGCUUCGAAGAGGGUCUGGGUACGUUGGGCCUGGUCUCUGGCCUCUUCUCAAGCCUCAUGUCCUUCGGGAGCUUCGUGGGCCCCACGCUGGGCGGAUUCCUCAACGAGCGAAUCAAGUUCAAGUGGGCGUCCGCCGUGCAGGGACUCUUCCUGCUCGUGGCGGCUUGCAUUAUGUCCACGUAUUACAUCUGUGUGGCCAGAUGCAAGAAAAGACACCGUGAGGCUCAGGAGCGGAACGAGCCUUCGGCCGAUGAGACCAGGCCCCUGCUCUCCGAGACUCCACGCUGAGCCACGACGGAUGGGCAGAGAGAGGGAGGGAGUGGACGCGUGUGGAGGCGGGCAACGGGGAAACGCUUCCACUGCGGGCAGAACGCUGGGACGAGCAGGAAACACGAAUGUGGGAGAGUCGGGCCUUUACGAAAUUUGUAUGAAAUGCAGUCGUGAAAAAGAGUGGAGCCAUGGAAUUUUGUUUUACUCUGCGCAUACCUCCACUAGCUUCAGUCAAUCUCAAGUCCGUUUUCUGUACAAGUGAGACUUAAGGGAAAUACGGUCGUGGUGAAGAGUUUGCUCAUCCCUCCAAAGCGAUUUGAUGAAAUAGAGUUAUUGUUGCACCGUCACUUGUAUUGCUUCUCGUAAUUUUUUCUGCAGUUUGCUGAAUUGCGUUUACUCAGUUUGCCUAAACGGUUAAUUAACGUAUCAAUUACAUAUCGUUUGUAUUAAUAGUAAACGUGGAAUGCUAUUAGUAACAUAUGAUGUGAACGUGAGAGUAUUUUAUUUAUUAAUUGAGAUAUCGUUAAAUGCCCCAUUUCGCGAAAAUAUGCGCAGAACUUGUUACUGUCCUACUUUCCCUGCCUCCUUAACAGUUCAGUUGCAUGUUCAUUCUCGGCGAGUUUAAUGGGGUUUUUUGUUUUUACCUAAUGCUCCACUCUAUUUUUCACGGUGGCCACUUCACCAUCGAAGGCCCAGGAAGACUCGAGAAAAAACAAGCGCUUGUGUCUUCUGAUUUUUACAGCACUUUUAUCGCUCAAUCAUGCCGUAUCAGAGAUGUUGUAGUUUUGUAACAGAGGAAUAAUUAUAGUCGUGGUUUAUCACGAGUGUGGCCAAGAAGGUGGUGCGUGGGUGUGUUGUCUUUGGUUUUUGGAAUGGGUGUGUGCACGUCCAGCCGUCUUUAGCAUACGCCCGUUUUGCUGUGCACUUGAGGUGCUAGGGUGGUGAGAUGUUAACUACUUCGCCUGGUAUACAGGUCAUCGGUUCGAUCCUGACCCUAACGCCUGUAUAUUUGGAGUGUGCGUGUUCUCCCCGUGACCGUGUGUAUUUUUCUCCGGGUCCUCCGGUUUUUCCCUCCACAUUUAAAAACGUGCGUUUAAGUGAUAAGCCACUUUGCCGAGCUAUCAUUUGUGGCCAGGUCGAUUCAGUGGGCCUUUCCCAGUAAAAUAAAACGUUCAUUUUUUUCUUCCUCCCGUUCACGUUCGAUCGCUAUGGGCUCCAUUGCCGUUACGUUUAGAGAAAUUGUCAGAAGUUAAUCGGCUUUCCCGUACUUAAGCAAUCCAGGUUGUGUCGUGGGCUAUCCAACACGAGCUUGAAUCUUUGUUUCUGAGAAAACACAGACUUUAUAGUGCUUGUCACGCAGCUCAUGACAGCACCGGUGAGAUGUCACUGUUGAAUCACUACGUGCACUACGAUGAAUCGUGGAUGCUGCCGUAGUUCAGUGGGUAGUGCAACUGGGCUUGUCAACCUCGACGUUGCCGGUUCAAUCUCCCGGCACGGCGGUUCAAACGAUGAGACAACUUUAUUAACCCCGCCUCUGUCCACCCAGCGGUAUUAAUGGAUGCACUAGUCGGCAGGUCACGUGUGGUGGGGUAAAGUGUGGGUACUGCCACGUCUUCAAAGACGUCUGGCCAAGACACCCACUUGAGCAUCCCUCGAUUUUUGAGGCCCCUUGAGGCCAGCUGUGGCAUGAGCAAGAUCCCGUAUGGCUGUCGUCCUCCUUGCUAACGUGAAGUGUAAUAUGUCAAUGCGGUAAUGUCACGAGAGCCGCGUUAGGAACGGUAACUUUAUAGUAAAUGCCCAGAAGCUUCAAACAGCCCAAGGCACGCGUCCUUGGUACGUGUACCCGAGACCCAUAUUGUGGGUUGCGUGUCCCUUCGUAAACACCAAACCGUUUGUCCGCAUGUGUUUACAAAUAUUUUAGUCGGUUAUUUAGCUGGGUAUGGUCCCCACUAAGCUACAUUACGAGAACCUGGUUCAAGCUCAAGGUUGUGUGUUAACCCGGUUAGAGAUCAUUGGAUAACCUUACAAGGCACUGUGUUGUUUUCUUAGCUGUGCGUCUCAAUACAAACACGUCGGCGUUUGAUAAAUCUAAUUUAUAUUACUCGAUUCAACAUGUUUGGGAAAGGGACGUCUGUUAAUAGUACGCUUUACUUUUUUAUUCAAUCACAAUCUUUAUCCUGGAGGAAUCCGAUGAGCUAUGAGGCACUGUUUUUUUUACAGAUGUCCAGAAGGGGGCGGGUCAGAAAGUUGCAACAACAAACAAUACAACAACACGGAGUGCAAAUUAUACGAAAAGUAAGCAAGUCGCUGAAAACAAAUCUAAGGAUGUAACUAGAAAUUGCAAAAGUACAUACAUUUCUGCGGAUUUUUGUAACACGAAAUGCAAUCUUGGGCAAGGCAACAAUAACAACAAAAACUGUCCCAGACCACGCACAUUAAGAUGUGACUAUCGGUACACAGGCGUAAGAUCAAAGUUACAAAUCACAUUUUCAGCUGUGGGUAGUAUCCAGAAUAUAUCUUUCUCCAGGAUAUUUUGUUCAAUGAAGAUUUACGAAACUAAAGGGGAGGUAACAAGGUUGUUUCAAACCGUUACAACGGCAAAGGCUUUGUCACCUACUCCAAUUCUUGUUCUUGGGAUAGUUAAAAGGCAAUUAGCCUGACGCCUUGGGGUUUGACAGGGGUUUAUGGAAGUAUACUGCAUCGCAGAUUUGCCAAUAAGGAUAUCAUUUAAAUCGUGGCACUCAAACUUGUAUAGGUUCGAUAACACAUUGCCUAUGACCUUAGCCUUCAUUUCUCAACGGAUGACUCUUCGAAACUCUUGGACGAUUUCGUAUUAAAAAUGCUCUUGCAUGACGCCGGAGUAGCCGUAGAGCCUUGCACAAAAGCCUUACACAAGCAACUUCCAGGUCAAAUGUGCUCUGCAUUGCAAAAUAAUGUUCAGCCCUGUCGCCGCCGCUUCACUGAUGCAUGAAGGGGCCCUCCCAGUGCCGUCUCGGGCGUGCAGAUUGCUUGACCAUACUUCUCCACACUGGUCGGUGUGGGAUUGUGGUGCAGUGGGGAGCGAGGAAGGGGUUUGGGGCCAGAACCCAAAACCAGUUAAGAUAUCGGUUGCUACUAAUAUUCGCAGGGGCCAGGAAUUAAACUCUUUAAAUUUUUUUGCAGUGCACGUAACACGGCUUAAUGAUGCGGUGGGUUUUAUCCACUCCACAUUUUAAUUGAGUAAAAAAUAUCUAUUGAUUUGAUUUGGGCUUUUUUUUCGUUGGCAAUUGAGCGGUUGUCAAGCAAAAAAUGGUGAGAUCCACCGGUGAAGCCGAGAAACACUUGACGUUUCGAAGGUGUAUAAAUGAAAAGGGAUAUUACAAAAAAAAUCCUCGGCAUAACUUGUGGCAGCGGGGCAUCAGAAGUGCUGACGAUCUCUUCAAGAGGUGCAGCUGCUAUGCAAAGCAAACAAUUGACCGUAAAUUUUAAAUGUGGCACCCAUUCUUUCGUUGGUCACCAUGCGUGUCUGCUUUUUCUUUUUUGCAAUUGUCUUUACCCGUGGUAUUGUACGGCCUCUAAACGCUUCGCAUCGAGUGAACGUGAUACGAAGUCGUGCACGCCGAGUUUUUAAGGGAGUUAACGACACGUAAUACCUACCUCAUAGAAUGUUGGAUUUGAAAGGGGUAUUCGAUAUUUUCACGUGGUUUAUGAUGUAAAGCAUUGAUUAGGCGGUGGUCGGGUACAAUGAAGUGUGUUGGUUUGUGUCGGUCGGUAUCUGGCUUCGCACACAUACAUCUGCUGCUGCUGCAACUAAAUUAAACUUCAGUAUGCAUAGCACCAAGCUAAACUCGGCAGUCCUGAACUGUAUUACCUU